CGCCCCCCCCCAUCAGAGGGGCGGUGGCCGAGCUGGCUACACUGAGCGCAUUGACGGACAGAGGGACAGAGAGACAGGGGGACCAGCAGGCACACGUCCAGGCCAUGCCCGGGGAGGCUGCGCGCGCUGAGUUGCCGCUGCCUGAGGCAGGAGGGCCAGGAUCCCGCACAGGUGAGACCGCGGUGGCUCCGCUUUCUGGCCCAAUACCUUUCUCUGGCUUUCUCUCUCUCCAUCUCUCAGCCUCCGAACAGUCCCCUCCCCUGUCUUUCCAGACCGGCUCUUCCCUCCACAUUGCAUCCUUCCCCCACCCCCAACCCCCAGAAUUUCAUGAAAGCCUGGAGGCAGCAGACAGCAUCCUCCAAAGCCUGCAGCUCUGAAGGGCAGUGUCUUGGCCUUUCACUCUGGGCUGGGGGGCGGGGGGGAUGUAAAGCGUGCUCUUUGGACCAAGUCCCAUUUGCUUGGGCCUCUGUACCACAUCGCGUUUCUUUGUCCACAGAGAGCUGCGGGGGCCCCAGGACCGACUGUGGGUGGCAGGUUUGGAAGCGGGAGGCCCAGAGGGUCCCUGCAUGCUCAUCCUGUGACCACCAGAGGGUCCUUAGAGAUACCUUGGGUGCCCAGGGCAGCAAGCGGCUAGACUUAGAAAGGAGGUGUAGGAUUGAUGGGACCUGGGAACCCAGCCAGAGGACACUGGCAGAGCUGGGUCUGGGAGGUUCGGCCCUGGAGAGGUGUUGUGGCCAGCAGUGGUCUUAAUAUGCAGAGCUUGGAGAAGCAGGGGCGUUAAAUGUUGGUGGAAGUCAGUCCACUUGCAGGCCUGAGGGUACUCUAAGCUUGAAUGGUCCCUACUGGAGAUGGGCUGUGUGUAGCUUGGGCAAAACCAAGGGCACCUUGCUGUGUGCAAGAAGUCAUCUGGGGACAGUAUGGGCAAGAAUGGAGAUGGUGCCAAUGCUGGGCCAGGGACCUGACUGAGAACCAACACAGAUGCCACCCUACUCUUGUUGGGGAACAGGCAAUCCAGGCUGGGACGCCCCAGACCCAGAGUGAUUAGCUGGUUCCUUUCUGGCUUGCUUGGUGACCUUGAAUAAGUCCCAAAACAAACAAAAGGCCCCACAACUUGGGCCUUUUAUUUCCAUUUUAACCUUGGCCCAAUUCUGCCCUCUGCCCUGAGGCCACACUAAGAAGUAGAGAUCGCAAGAGCCUGACUUUGGAACACCCAGUGAUGGCUACUAGCCACACCCACUUUCCAGUUCCAGGUGUCCCUCAAGGGACCUGCAGGACCCCUGGUUGUCUUAGUAGCCAGUGUCAAAGAACCCAAUGCCCUGACGCUACUGAGAGCAGAUAUCAGGGAGGUGGCUGUCCCCUCUUCAGCUUCCCUCUCAUCCUGGGUGAGAUCUGCUCCGUAGCUGAGAAAGACAAAGGCACGGUGCAGGCCAUGUUGCCCUGUCACCAGUGAAUAUGGUAGAGCCAGCAGCAUUGGCUGUGUGCCUGCCAGAGCGGUGCCUAGGCACUGCCCCUCCCCCUCUUUUGCAGGACUUGGCCUGGGCUCUGGGGACAGUAGGAAGGCUUUAAGUGGAUACUUCAAAGAGAUGUGUGUUUGGCUAUGGUCCAGGUGAGAGGGUAGCUGUUACAGACUCAUUAAAAAUGAGGCUAAAAAAAAUGAUGCUCUGAGAACUUGAGUACAUUUAAAUGGUUGAGUUAAAAGUCAUGGGACUUAGUGAAUGUGCAGAGUGACCUUGGUGACAUGCAGGUCAGCAAGAAGCAAGACAGCAUUGGCCAGAGAGAUAGGAGGUAGUGUGGGUAUUUUCUCCUGGAGAGAUUUGUUCGCUACUUUCCUAAGUCCCUAAGUACUUUCUGAGCCACAGGGCAUCAUGGCCCAGACAUGUGUUUGUGGUGUGGCGUGUCAGCUGAGGGUAUGCCAGCCCAUGAGCACCUGUGCCUGAAGAGACCUAGAGAAGGAUCCCAAGGCAGGCCAGCUCUCAGCAUGGUGGAGGAUCUGUGACCAUGAGCAACUGACACCAUGGAGAGGACAUGGCAGCCUUCCCUCAGCUGUCCUGUUUCCAUGGGCACCAGAUCACCAUCAUUACCCAUCACUGCCCUUUGAGCAGGGUGCUGCAACCCACGCUCUGUGACACAUGUCUGUCUCCAUCCUCCAGAAACUUAGCUGCAUGCAGGGCUAUGCAAACAGCUCUGUCUCGAGAUAGGCAACAGGGGUAGGAGAGAGAUGGGCUAGAGGCAAAACCUCCUGCUUUACAGUAGACCUGGAAUAUACCAGAGCUGUAGUGUGCAGACCUUAAGUCCACUUAGCCUGCAUGUCAUUCUCUCCUCUACUACCUCCCCUGACUAGUCCUCCUCUGAGAUUUUAUCCAUGGAAACCUGCUCCAUGUUCAGCUCUUUACCUGGCCUGGCCCUGAGAUGUAUCCAGUAGGCCUCUCAUGUCCUUUUCUGUCUCCACAGAUCUCUCAUGUGAUGCAGCCAUUGCCACUAUCCUGAAAGGGGACCAACGGGAGCCCCUUCCCCUGACCCCAGGGCCUAGCCCUCUGGCCCUUGCAUUCCUGUCCAGCAAGCCAGGUGCGCGGCCCCAGCCUGAGGGAGCCAGCUGGGAUGCAGGGCCCAGUGGGGCUGCCUCAACCUGGGUGGACCCAGCAGAGGGCAGCCCAAGUCCAGGGGUCCUCCCUGAGGGCCUGCCUCUCCAGCCUUUGCCUGCUGAAGUCCCUCUCCCCACCACCCUGGAGCCCCGCAUCGUGAUGGGUGAGGAGACAUGCCAGGUCACCCCUUUACCCAGGGCAGCUUGGCCAGUGCUCAGGGACCGGGAGGGUGGGCACAUGGCCUUGCACCCACCUCCGGAGCUGUGUUCUCAGGGUGAUCCUCCUGUGCCUUCCCCUCCCCCUGACCUUGAUUCCUACUUCACACCACCUUCUACUCCCACCAAAACCACCUAUGCCCUGCUCCCUGACCAUGGACCCCACAGGGACACCUGGGACCUGGAGGCCGAGCUGCUGGAUGAGUUACUGGACUCAACGCCAGCUUCACCCUCAGGCUCCUACAUUACAGCAGAUGGGGACAGCUGGGCCUCCUCACCUUCCUGUUCCCUCAGCCUGCUGGCCCCGGCUGAAGGGUUGGACUUUCCCUCCGACUGGGGCCUUUCCCCAUCAGGGUCUGUGGUAGACGAACUAGAGCCACAACCCACAGAAGCUCCAGAGCCCCCAUCCUCUGAGUCUAGCCUCUCAACCGACAGCAGCUCUUCCUGGAGCCAAGAGGGCCAUUUCUUUGACCCUACCUUCUUGGCCAACGACCCGAUGAUCCCUGCCGCCCUACUACCCUUCCGGGGUAGCCUCAUCUUCCAGGUGGAAGCCGUGGAGGUGACACCACUGCCCCAAGAGGAGGAGGAAGAGGAGGUAGUUGCUGGUGCUGCCACCCCAGAUGGAGACCUGGCUGGAGAGGGUGAGGACGACAGCACAUCUGCCUCCUUCCUGCAGUCACUGUCUGAUCUGUCCAUCAUUGAGGGCAUGGAUGAGGCCUUCGCCUUCCGGGAUGAUACCUCAGCAGCCUCCUCUGACUCGGACUCAGCUUCCUAUGCAGGGGCAGAUGACGACAGGCUGUACAGUGGGGAGCCCCAUGCCCAGCCCAGUGCCCAGAACACAGAGCAGGAGCACAGAAGCAGAGCCACAUUUCAGGGGACAGAGUUCAUGCCUCAGAUUUCAGAGCAAGAAACCUGUCUUACCAAUAGCCAGGAAUCGAUUGCAGAUAUAGCAGAAGAGGCCCCAACUUUAGGCAUAGAGUCUGAAGCUACUGUGACCCUUCCUGAUCUGCAAGAAGCUCCAGGCCCCCAGAUGGAGGGAGCUACCACAGUUACCCCUAGGGUAGGCAACAAAGAAGUUGACUCAGUUGCUCAACAAGCACCCAGGGCACUACCUGAGCCCUGCCGGAAGGGGAUGGGCACAUCUUCAGGCUGUAAGCCUGUUACUGUAGAGUCCAUUCUAGAUCUGCAGGAAGAAGCAAGCCCCACCCUGUGUCCAAUCCUUCCUGCUAACUUGAAGGAAGGAGGCCAGGGCCUUCCCUCCACACUGGAGUAUGUGACUGUGGCUUCAGUGAGGCCCCAGAAGGCUGAGGGAGGUAUCACAAUACCCCAGGACCACCCUAUGACACUACCCCCAUUCUUGCAAUGUGUAGAUCCCACCUCGGGCCCAGAGUCUGUGGCUGUAGUCACUCUGAGACUCCAGCAGGAUGAGGGAUGUGUCAUAGCACUCCAGGAGGCCCCUGUGGCAUCACCUCUACCCCUACAAAGUACAGAUCCCACCUCAGGCCCAGAGUCUAGGGCUGUGGCUACAUGUGGGCCCCAGCAGGCUAAGGAAGGUACCACAGCACCCCAGGACUCCCCCAUGGCAUCAUCCCCCCCCCCGCAAGGCUCAGAGCCCACCUCAGAUCCAGAACCUGAGGCUGUGGUCACAUUGGGGUCCCAGCAGGCUAAGGAAGAUACCACAGCACCCCAGGACUCCCCCAUGGCAUCAUCCCCACCCCCGCAAGGCUCAGAGCCCACCUCAGAUCCAGAACCUGAGGCUGUGGUCACACUGGGGUACCAGCAGGAUAAAGGUACCACAGCACCCCAUGGCUCCCCCAUGGCAUGUCUUUCCCUGCAAGGCUCAGAUCCCACUCCAGACCCAGAAUCUGAGCUUGCUGCCAUACUGGAACCACAGCAGGCCAAGGAGGGUGUCACCAUACCCCAGCUUGCCCCAGUAGCAUCACCUUCACCCCUGAGAAGCUUAGAUUCAAUCUUAGACCUACAACCUGUGGCUACAGCCACACUGGAGUCCCAGCAGGCUAAAGGCAGUACCACUGUACCCCAGGACACCUUUGUGGUGGCACCUCCAUCCCUUCAAGGUACGGAUUCCACCUCAGAGCCAGAGCUGAUAGUCCAAGACACCUCUCCAGCUCUGCAGAGAGAAACAUGCUACACCCCAGAGAUUAAGCCUUCAGCCUCUGAGGCCCAUCAGGAGUUAGGUGUGGCCUUAGGACCAAAGCCAGUGCCUGAGGAGCAAGAUUCAGAACCCACUCUAGACUCGGCACUCACCACUUCAAACCAAGCCCAACAGAACGGCUCCCAGCCAGCUGUAAAAGCUGACAACGCUGGGGCUCCAGAAGAGUCGUGUCCCACCUUGAGCACAAAGGUCUCUGAGCCCAUAUCUUGUAUGGGAGAGAAAGUAGCAGAGAGUAUACCUGCACUCAGGCAAGGAGCACAUCUUGAAGCCCAUGGUGGGGUCAAGACCUGCUCACCUCAAAGAGAGGCCCCAGGGGCCAAGAACAAGCGGGGUAGAUGCCCCAAACCACUAGGGCAGGGAAAUGGGUCCAAGUCAGCAUCCCAAGGUGCAGGGAAGACUUCCAAGGCACAGUCUGCUUCAUGCACUGAGGUCAGCCAGACACAGUUGAUGAGCUUAGCGAGGGAGGGAAGGGGCCUGAAUAGCAAGGACACCUUGGGCCCCAAGCUUCCUGUGGCUCUAUCUGUACAAGCCAGGCUAGGCUCCUGCCCAGACUCCCCAGCAAGGGCCACAUGCACGUUGAGCGGAGUCCACUCUGAAGAGACUGCCAGGUCUGCACAAUCCUUCGAGCAACUGGAGCCUGUGCUAGGCCUGGGUAGUAGAGAUCAGCCUCAGACGACCCCAGGUGCCCUUAACCCUUCCCCAGCAAACUCUGUCAGUGACCUGCCCACCACACCCCAGGGUAGGUCCCUGGAUCCUGACCCUCCUGCUUCCAAUGACCUCAACAGGGCAUCCCAAACAUCCCCAGGGCCCCCAGCCUCCUGCCUGUGCCCUACUCCCCAGAAAGCCUCUGUGGAAGAGGAGGAGCCCUCAGCCUCUCGUGGUCUGAUGCCUCGGGCAGGAGCCCAGGGAACUGCUGCCAUUACCACCUCAGGAUCCACAAUGCCUCUGGGGGCCCGGCAUCGUGUCAGCCUCUCACCUCACUCCACCCUCAACCCCAAGGUGACCCCCACAGAUGCCAAAGACCUGGCUUGCAUCAUCUCAAGCCCCUGCCAAGUGCCUCCUCCCUCUGGGACCCAGAACCCAUCUGGCCCUCGAGGGUUCCCAGCCCAUCAACAAGAGGAUGAGGACAGCCUAGAGGAAGAUUCACAGAGGGCCCCAGGCUCCGGCCAGCAUUCGGAUAGCCACGGGGAGUCGUCAGCUGAGCUGGAUGAGCAAGAGAUCCCAUCUCAGAAAGCGCAGUGCCCGGCACAGGGCCCAACAGGCAGCAAUGAGGAGACCAUUGCCAAAGCCAAGCAAAGCCGCAGUGAGAAGAAGGCUCGAAAGGCAAUGUCGAAACUGGGCUUACGGCAGAUUCAGGGAGUCACCAGGAUCACCAUCCAGAAGUCCAAGAACAUCUUGUUUGUCAUUGCCAAGCCAGAUGUCUUCAAGAGCCCCGCCUCGGAUACCUAUGUGGUCUUUGGUGAGGCCAAGAUCGAGGACCUGUCCCAGCAGGUACACAAAGCUGCAGCAGAGAAAUUCAAGGUGCCCUCAGAGUCCUCAGCCCUGGUCCCUGAGUUGGCACCUGGGCCCCGGGUGAGGCCACAGUGCGAGGAGCAGGAGGAAGAAGAUGAGGAGGUAGAGGAGGCUGGCCUAGAACUUCGUGACAUUGAGCUGGUGAUGGCCCAGGCCAAUGUGUCCAGGGCAAAGGCUGUGCGGGCACUGAGGGACAACCACAGUGACAUUGUCAAUGCCAUCAUGGAAUUGACAAUGUAGCUAUUGACUGGAAGCUCGGGCCGUUCUGCCUCCCCCCAGCUCUGUUGCCCAAUAAAUCGUUGUCACAUCAUCA
This is a messenger RNA of Cricetulus griseus (Chinese hamster), 6798 nucleotides long. The record is from RefSeq and is a predicted model, not a curated record. NCBI's taxonomy places the organism in Eukaryota, Metazoa, Chordata, Mammalia, Rodentia, Cricetidae.